This is a messenger RNA of Armigeres subalbatus, 1439 nucleotides long. RefSeq lists its product as uncharacterized. The transcript has 2 exons. Lineage: Eukaryota; Metazoa; Arthropoda; Insecta; Diptera; Culicidae. The record is from RefSeq and is a predicted model, not a curated record. Bases 55 to 1335 code for a protein of 426 amino acids.
AACGAUUUGAAUCACUGCUGAUUUUACUCUAAAGUGGAACUAAAAAUUAUAAUCAUGAAUAAAUCCUGGAAGUCAUUUGAUACACUCCUAUCUACACCCAGUCCAAGGAGAACAAGUAAAAUCUGUCAGCGCGAUGUUUCGACGCAUAGCUCAUCGCGUGCCAUCGCACAACUCAAACCGACUAUCUCGCCCCGUAACAGGCCAAGAACAUCACAACAUACGGAACAGACUAAUAUAUUAUUUGGCGAUGAAAAUGAAAUUGAGGACAUUUCAAGUGAUGAAGAUCGCAACGAUCGAAUGAAUCAAAGAACCAAUAAUAGUGAGACCAUCACUUGCCAGGAAUCGAUCGUGGAUUGUUCUGCCACGUCCCUUGAUCCCAAAGAUGUGACCAUCUGUGAAAAAUCUUCCAUCGCAUCAGACAUUGAAGAUGUGUCUGAGUCUGAGGGAGAAAAUGGAGAAACGCGCUUGGAUGUUUCAGAAACAGUUUCUUCCGAUUCAGACUGCGAGGCUAUACAUUGCAGGAAAAAGAAACGUCUCAAGCUGGAUUUUAUAAAUCGAAAAUCUCCGGGAUGUGGGCGAAGGAUAACCGAUGACAUGUUGGUUAUUGAAAAUGCAACGGACCGUGCGGCGGGCAGUAUAGCCAAAUCAUAUCCAUGGAAUGAAUCUGCGGUAGCAGAUAACAGUCUAGGAAGCUACAAAAAAUCCCACACAAAGAAGCGAACAUCGACAUGGAAACGAUUGGAUGAAUCGUUCACAGACAGCAACACAAAAAUCGACAGCACUACCAAAAGCCCAACCUGUCGCAAAUGGAAAGCAUUGGACGACACAUUCCGUGCAAGCUCCCCGACAGAAAUUCAAUCAGACCUUACCCCGGAAAAUAGUGUACCUCCUAAGACGAACACCGAGGCCACCGAGCAUGUCGGCGAAACAUCGUUCUACGAUCCCACAUUAUACCAGCAAUGGCCAUCGCGUGUUAAAUUCCGAGAAAAUUGUCCCUUGUCUCGUUUCAACCAAGUUCUACUGGAAAAGUCCUCAAUACAGACAUUCUGGCUAUACGAACGAAAUAUGGGGUUGGUUUCCGCGACGAAAAGCCCGGUGGUGAUUGAAUCCAUCAGCAGGAUUCUUGGCCGGAUAGCGAUCAGUUACCUGGAACCGGACGAAGUCGACCCUGGAGCGUCUAUAGAGCACAUCCUCUACGUAGAUCCCAGCGAGAAGCAGCUUCGAACCUUGAAGAAGGGUUCAGCCAUAGAAGUGGAAUACGAUUUGAUGCCACACAAGCUGAGCAGUCGAAAGAUUGUUCAUUUGGGUGUGUGCAAAAUAAGGGCUGUACAUUGAUUGAUUAGAUAAUGGUUUAAUUUUGUUAUUAUAUUUGUUCAAAAAUAAAAUACACGCCAUCUUCAUAUUCUGUGGAAAUAUGGAAGAUUGGAGUCCCAAAUAAA